Zea mays is the source of this 1752-nucleotide messenger RNA. RefSeq names its product lysosomal Pro-X carboxypeptidase. Gene Ontology annotation, molecular function: serine-type exopeptidase activity; dipeptidyl-peptidase activity. Bases 1 to 1551 code for a protein of 516 amino acids. The transcript has 7 exons. Gene Ontology annotation, biological process: proteolysis. The record is from RefSeq and is a predicted model, not a curated record. NCBI's taxonomy places the organism in Eukaryota, Viridiplantae, Streptophyta, Magnoliopsida, Poales, Poaceae.
AUGGUCAUGGAGAGAGUCGUCAUCGCUGCCGUCUUCCUUCUCCUCUUCUCAUGCCAACCAUCUGAAGCGGGCCGGGUCGUCGUCCGGCGGCCGCCGCCGACGCUGGCGAGGCGGCAGCGGCACUACACCUCACCGCGCGCGGGCGGCGACGGUGGUGGAGGCGUGUCCGUGCCGCCGGCGGUGCAGUACGAGACGCGGUGGUACACGCAGCGGCUGGACCACUUCAACUCCGCGCCGGCGAGCUACGCGACGUUCCAGCAGCGGUACCUGGUCAACGACACCUUCUGGGGCGGCCCGACCGCGCCCAUCUUCCUGUACGCCGGCAACGAGGGCGACGUGGACCUCUUCACCAACAACACGGGGUUCAUGUGGGAGUCGGCGCCCCGGUUCCGCGCCUUGCUCGUCUUCGUGGAGCACCGCUACUACGGCGAGUCCAUGCCGUUCGGGGGCACCAGGGCGGCCGCGUUCCGGGACGCCCGCACCAAGGGCUACCUCACCGUCACGCAGGCGCUCGCCGACUACGCGUCGUUCGUGCUCAGCCUCAAGGCCAACCUCAGCGCGCCGGCGGCCCCCGUCGUCGUCUUCGGCGGCUCCUACGGCGGCAUGCUGGCCGCGUGGAUGCGCCUCAAGUACCCGCACAUCGUCAUGGGCGCCGUCGCGUCGUCCGCGCCCAUCCUCAGCUUCUACGGCAUCGUCGACCCCUACGCCUUCUACGACCGCAUCACCGACGACUUCAAGAGCGAGAGCAAGCACUGCUACGACGUGCUCCGGAAGUCGUGGGACGUCCUCGACGAUGCGCUCGCCACCAAAGAAGGCCAGGCACAGCUGAGACGUACAUUCACCAUGUGCAAUGGAAGUAGCGUGCAGGACAUCCCGUCUCUGCUGGAGAGCGCGGUGGUGUACGCGGCCAUGACGGACUACCCGACGCCGUCGGGGUUCCUGACGCCGCUGCCGGCGUACCCAGUCCGCGCCAUGUGCCGCGCCAUAGACGCCAGCCGGGCGGAGUCGCUGACGCUGUCCCAGGUCCGGGACGCCAUGGACGUGUACUACAACCACACGGGCGCGGCGGCGUGCUUCCGCGCCGAGGAGGACGACGACCCCCACGGCAUGUACGACGGGUGGAACUGGCAGGCGUGCACGGAGGUGAUGGUGAUGGCGUACGGCAUCCGCGACGGCGGCGUGCUGCAGCCGUCGCCCUUCAACUUCACCGACGUCGUCGACAGCUGCCGCAACUACACCGGGCUGCCGCCGCGCCCGUUCUGGAUCGAGACCGAGUUCGGCGGAUUCGAUAUUGGGAAUGUCCUGAAGAAAUCUGCUAGCAACAUCGUCUUCUUCAACGGGCUGCGGGACCCGUGGAGCACUGGAGGCGUACUGAAGAGCAUCUCUGACAGCAUCAUUGCGCUGGUGGAGCCCAAAGGGUCACACCACGUGGAUCUGAGAUUUUCCAGCAAGGAGGACCCUGAGUGGCUGAAGCAGGUGCGAGUGAAGGAGACCAGGAUCAUAGCGCGCUGGCUCAAGCAAUACUACAGCGACGAGGGCAUUGCAGCCUGAAUUCAUCUUCUUUUAAUUUUCCUCUCUCUCUCUCCCUCCCUCCCCACGUGUUCUUUGAUGUCACGUAGAUUAGGCAGGCUAGUCCUGAUUCAUAAUCUCAUUUUACUAGGUUUUAAAGGUAUCGUACCCUGAAUGGCAGCCAUAAAUAGAUCUACAGAGAAAUAACAUCCCGUCCAAUGCAUAAGGAUCAUAUUAUCAUGA